Molecule: messenger RNA, 3373 nt
Organism: Xenopus laevis (African clawed frog)
Lineage: Eukaryota; Metazoa; Chordata; Amphibia; Anura; Pipidae
Gene: lsr.S
Product: lipolysis stimulated lipoprotein receptor S homeolog
Biological process (GO): tricellular tight junction assembly; establishment of blood-brain barrier
Cellular component (GO): plasma membrane; tricellular tight junction; bicellular tight junction
Source: RefSeq, marked provisional
CGAGCGCAGCUGCUCCUGGUAAAGCAGUGGGGCGCCCCUCCCCGGGAGUUGGUACGUGCCGCUGUACCUGAGGGGAGCUCGGAAUAUCGCUGAGCGGAGGGAGAACAUGGAAGGGACCGGAAUUGCCGCCUUUAUCGGUUGCCUGUUCCUGCUUUCAGGAUCGGCCUAUGGAAUCCAAGUUACUGUGCAGAACCCUUUCAACGUGGUCAUUUUAUUCCAGCAAAUCACCUUAAAAUGCAACUACCAAACCUCCUCCACGCAGCCGCCAAUCGUCGUCUGGAAAUACAAGUCGUUCUGUCGGGAUCGUCUGACGGACGCGCUCAAUCCAACGAGCCAAGAUUCCCAGAUCAAUAGCCAACUCCAGCAGAAUAAUCCCGGCUACAACCCUUACGUGGAAUGUCAGGACAGUUCCAGGACUGUGAGGAUCGUGGCCACCAAGCAAGGGAACACCGUCACUCUGGGGGACUUCUACCAAGGACGCAGAAUCACAAUAAGCAACACUGCAGAUCUGAGCAUUGAGCAGACAGCAUGGGGAGACAGCGGAGUGUAUUACUGCUCUGUUAUUUCCAAUCAGGAUCUCUUGGGGAACAACGAGGCCUACUCUGAGCUGUUGGUACUGGACUGGCUCUUCGUCGUUCUCAUGGUCCUUGGCGGAUUCUUUGUUUUUCUUCUCAUUGGAGUUUGCUGGUGCCAGUGCUGCCCACACACCUGCUGCUGUUACGUGCGCUGCCCGUGUUGCCCAGAGAAAUGCUGCUGCCCGCGAGCCUUGUAUGAAGCAGGAAAAGCUGCUACUGCUGGAGUCCCUAGUAUCUAUGCUCCCAGCGUCUAUGCCCCAUCAGUUUACUCCCACCCAAGUCAAGUGAAAAUGCCCCCUCCGGGUUCUGUGAUCCAAAUGGGACCAGUACCACCGAUAUACAAUGGAUAUGGAAUGGAUUAUGACGCAGCAAGUUCAGUGGGCGGACAUAGCUCUCAGGCACCCCUUAUUCGGGACAACGACGGCGUAAACUCUGUUCGGAGUGGCUACCGAAUUCAAGCCAACCAGCAGGACGAUUCCAUGAGAGUUCUUUAUUAUAUGGAGAAAGAACUGGCAAAUUUCGAUCCAUCGAGACCGGGAGAACCAAAUAACAGAUUUGAAAAAGCUUCAGCAAUGAGUGAGAUAAGCUCUCUGCAUGACGAUGAUCGCAGGAACAACCUGAGAAAUGAUUUGGGCCGCUUACGUAACCAGCCUAUGACGCCAAUCAGGGAUAUAGAAGAGGAAAGUCUGAUUGGAAGUGAAUACAGACGCCCCCCAUCCUCAAGACAAGACCCAUAUGAUGAUAGGUUCCGAGGUGGGGGUCCGCCUUUAGAAAGACGCGGUCGUGCUCGUUCUGUGGAUGACCUGGAUGAUAAUGACAGAAGAGAUCGAUAUGCAUAUCGUGAUCAGCCACCCGACAGUCGCAAUCGGAGAAGGCGCAACUCUGAUGAUGACGAUAGCAGUCGAGGCUACAGCAGAACCAAUCAAAGUCGCUCCCCUGACCCCCGAGAUGACUACUAUGGAGGAAGGAGGAGCCGAAGUAGAGACGAUCUGAGUGAGUUAGGCCAGCAUCACCGGGAUCAAGAGUACGAUGACCGCUUUCUGGAGGAUGUUCUGAGAAGGAAACAGCAGAGAGCAGGAAGUAGGGAUGGUCUGGACAAUCUUGGAAAGAACGGCCGCUCAGAUGGGAGAAGGAAUCGCAAUGAUGACAAUGAUUUUCCUCCUCCACCACCUCCAUACACUGAAACGGAGUCUCUGUCUUCUAGAGGGAAGAAGUUGAAACGGGGUGAAGCAUUAAGCCGAGAGAGUUUGGUCGUUUAAUUUACUCGGGGAACUGGACCAGUCGAAGAAUUGUAUCUAAAUCAUGAUAAUUUGGCUUUUUUUAUUUGUAUAUAUCACUCACAGACUUUUUAUUUCAUUUUUAUACGAGUGUCAUGUACAUUUUUACUCUUUGCAGCCAGCGAGCAACAUUAUCAUGUUGUAAUGAAUUGAACCAUCUGUUUAUUCUUAAAAGGGAACUAUUGCGACAAUGAAAAUUUAAAAUACGCUUCAGCAUACUGAAAUGAGAAGCUUUCUAAAUACAAUCAAUUAAAAAUUUUGUAUCUUUUAUCAAAUAAUCACGUUUAUCUUCACUAUAACUCUCUCGGCAUCUGUUUCUCUCCAUUCUGUCUUCAUGCAGCAGUUGGGUGUCAGAUAUUAAUUGACCGUUGGAUCCAAUAUAUCUUAUAGGGGGGCUCCUUUUGCCUAGAAGAUGUAUUAGAGGUCACUCUAUUAAAAUCACCAGACAUCAUGUCUCUCUACAUGCAGGAUUUGUGCAAAAGACAGUUAUUUUGUUAGAUUUUGUUUGUACUGGAAUCAGUUAUUCGAGUGAGCUCUAAUGCAUCAUUUUCGCGAUAGUUCCCCUUGAACCUUCAUGUAAAGUUUUUUUUUUUUUUAACUCAGAUUGUGAACACACUAUCUUAUCUUAAAAUAUAGUGAAUUGUGGGUAGUUUUCUGCCAUUACCCAAUCAUCUCUGAAUAGAGGAUAAGUUAUACACUUUUUUUUGUUUUUUCUUAAAAUGCUGUGUUUACUUGUAAAUAGUAGGUUUAUAUUUAGGUCUGUUAAUAAUAUUCUGGUUUCUGGUGUGCAUCACUGAGAUUCACCCCUCUGUUGCCUUAAAGAUCUAUGUGUGUGUAUCUGCAAUAGCCAGCUGGCCAAUGAAGCACUGACGGUUUAUAACCACUUGCCUUUAGCUAUUCCUUUGUAAUGACCCGUGGCUACCGGGUGGGGGAAGGGUUUAGCAUUAAAUAAUAAAAUUUUGAGCCAUGUGCUGUAUCAUCUGCUUAAAGGAGAACUAACUAAAGAAGUAGGUCGAAAUGUUGUACAUGAUGUUUUGUGCAAUUAGCAUCAGAAUUGAAUAAUCAGCAAACCUGUAGCAUCAGCUUAUAUUACAGCCAGGGAAGCUCAUUUUCUGCUGGAUAAUUAGUGACGAGCCCUAAGCUUAGCUUCUCAACAGCCAAUCAGAGCCCACUGAGCAUGUGAGUGUCACAGACACUUUCCAAGAUGGUGACCCCCUGUGACAAGUUUGAAGUCCUGGAUCAUUGCUGCUAUUGACAAGCUCAAACUUUAGCCUCGUGCAAUAAGUUAUAAAAGAUGCCAUUUCUAUCCACAUUCUUUUUUAGGACUUAGUUCUCCUUUAACUAUGUGCAGCCUUAGGUAGCGGCAACACUGUGCAGAUCAUGUAUAAGUGUAAUGCACUCUUCAUACCACGCAGUAUGCCAUUUUUUCUUGAUAAAACUGUAUAUUGAUAGAUUCUCCUGAAUGUCACUGUACUAUGAACCAAACUCUCUGUCUAUUGAAUAAAUGAAUUGUAAUUUGUA